This is a messenger RNA of Aphis gossypii (cotton aphid), 1252 nucleotides long. RefSeq lists its product as uncharacterized. The record is from RefSeq and is a predicted model, not a curated record. NCBI's taxonomy places the organism in Eukaryota, Metazoa, Arthropoda, Insecta, Hemiptera, Aphididae. The coding region runs from base 224 to 1111 and encodes 295 amino acids. The transcript has 7 exons.
UCUAUAAAGUCUAUAGUAUUAUAUAAUUACUGGUAAAUCGUAAAAAUAUUUUUUACACAAAUAGGUGAACUUAUUUCAAACUGUUUAAAAUAAAGUAGGUAUUUAACUUUGCUAUGCUGCAGACUCAUGUCAAUUCAGAAUAUUACGAUUAAAAGUUGUAAACUGAAAAUUAUUUAAUUGGUCCUUACUUCUUAUAAUCGACACUUUAAGAUAUUAAAUAUUAAUGAUGGAAGUCAAUAGAAAAAUGGAUUUUCUACUGCAGUGUUAUGAUGAAAUAAAGAAUACUUUUGAGUUAGUCAAUAAAUAUAAUGACCAAGUUUCUGUUAAAUACAUGAAAAAUGUUAUUAGAUAUGAAAAUGCAUUAAAAGAAAUGGAUAAUCUAAAACAAGAAAAUAAAAAAUUAGAAGACUAUAUUUCAGAAAUUAAAAAUUAUAAUGAAAUGAUUGAGAAAAUUAUACAAGAAAAUGACUGUUUACAAAUGGUUUAUGAAAAAAAUGUUUCUACAAUAUCCAAACUUAAAGAAGAAAUGUUCAACAGUAAUCAAGUACCGUUUGAUAAAUUAUUACCCUUGGAUCUAGAUAAUGACUUUUUGGGGUUUGAUUCAGUUUCAGUAACAGCAUCGAAAUCUGAAAUGCAAAUAGAUCCUCAAUAUGAAUCAUAUGGAAGCCUUUAUCAUAAAAUACAAAACGAUUCUACUGACUUCCAUAACACUGUUACUUUUUUAUUUGAUGCAAUGAAACAGACAAAUUUGACAAUUGAAACAGAAAUAGAUUAUCUUAAGUCAGUUACCAAUCAAACAACUGAAACAGUCGAAGUAAUAAAAAAACUAUUAAAUAGAAUUUUGCGAAAUGACCAAGAUGCCAAACAAGAACUGAUAAAAAAACGAUGUAUUUUGGGACGAAUUAAACUGGAUAGUUCUUGUCAUUUGGCUGUAUUAAAGUUGGAGUUGAAAUCACUGGGAAAUCGUCAAAAAAUUAAAAUACCUACUUACACAUACAAUAAUUAUUCUUCUUGGUAUUUGAAAAAACUUAACGUACAACGUUUAUUUCGUAUAUGGAGCAAUAUGAUCAUCAAGACUGUUAAUAUGUCCAUAGACAAAACUAACAACUAAAUUUUAGAUAUUGUUAUGUCACCAGAUUUAGUUUAGUUGUUAUACAUUUUACUAUACAUAAUUUAUAUACAUUUUAUUAAGUUUGAGAAUUAUAUUCAAUUAUUUAUAGCAGAACGAAUAAAGUUUUCUUUGAUAGGAAAA